Molecule: messenger RNA, 684 nt
Organism: Epinephelus fuscoguttatus (brown-marbled grouper)
Lineage: Eukaryota; Metazoa; Chordata; Actinopteri; Perciformes; Serranidae
Source: the annotation of a RefSeq genome assembly
CUGAGCGUAAGCUUUUUUGACCAGUUUAUAAGUACAACAUGUCUAGGAAUUCCCCUAAUUGCAUUAGCACUAACCUUUCCUUCUAUUUUAUACCCUACAGCCACAACUCGAUGACUAAACAACCGACUACUCACACUACAAAGCGCAUUUAUCAAUCGCUUCACUCACCAACUACUCCUGCCUCUAAAUGCAGGUGGCCAUAAAUGGGCCACUCUCUUGGCUUCCCUGAUACUCUUUUUAAUCUCACUAAAUAUGCUAGGACUUCUACCCUAUACCUUCACCCCCACUGCCCAACUAUCCCUUAACUUAGGGUUUGCAGUCCCUCUCUGAUUAGCCACUGUUAUUAUCGGAAUACGAAACCAACCUAAUCAUGCACUAGGACACCUUUUACCAGAAGGCACCCCUAACCUACUAAUCCCGAUACUCAUUAUCAUCGAAACAAUUAGCCUAUUCAUCCGCCCCUUAGCUCUAGGCGUUCGACUUACCGCCAACCUAACAGCUGGCCACCUACUCAUUCAACUAAUCUCCACAGCUGCAUUUGUGCUCCUACCACUUAUGCCAACUGUAGCUAUUCUUACAGCAACAGUCUUAGUCCUUUUAACACUGCUAGAAGUUGCCGUAGCAAUAAUCCAAGCCUACGUCUUUGUAUUGCUACUAACACUCUAUUUACAAGAAAAUAUUUAA